Messenger RNA from Mangifera indica (mango), 922 nucleotides. Its product is annotated as acyl carrier protein 1, mitochondrial-like. The transcript has 3 exons. The record is from RefSeq and is a predicted model, not a curated record. Gene Ontology annotation, cellular component: mitochondrion. Gene Ontology annotation, biological process: fatty acid biosynthetic process. Gene Ontology annotation, molecular function: acyl binding; acyl carrier activity. The coding region runs from base 110 to 475 and encodes 121 amino acids. Lineage: Eukaryota; Viridiplantae; Streptophyta; Magnoliopsida; Sapindales; Anacardiaceae.
UAUAUAUAUGCAGCAAGUGGGAAAUAUCCUAUCAGCCGUUCUACCCACUUUUCACUUGGAAGUUGGCCUCGCAUCCAAAGGGAGUGAGCGUAGAUAGGGACCGAGCGAAAUGGCAUUGAGAGCAGCCGUACUUCACCAUUUUCGAAUAACCGUUCAAACCCUGACCCUAAACGGAUCCAAACAACAGCUAUGGAGUCUACGGUUCAUGUCAUCCCACGACGAUCACGUCUCUAAAGAAGAAGUCACUGAGAGAGUCCUCUCUGUGGUCAAGAGCUUCCCCAAAGUCGAUCCUGCCCAGGUGACUCCUGAGGUACAUUUCCAGAAGGAUUUGCGCCUGGAUAGCUUGGACAAUGUGGAGAUUGUAAUGGCCCUAGAAGAGGAGUUUAAGCUGGAAAUUCCUGACAAGGAAGCUGAUAAGAUUGAUUCAUGUAAUCUCGCAAUUGAAUACAUGUCUAACCAUCCAAUGGCUAGUUAAUUUGAGAACUGCAUGAAUUUUGUGUUGGAAUCAAAGUGGUGGCCUUAUUACAUUGAAUUUGUUUGAAAAUGGAGUGUGUCUAUACACAGAUUUUGCUGCAUCAGCACAGCGACUUGCCCUGGAGUGUUACUGCCGUGAUCCAACUGUGUUGGUGUUGGUAUUGGUUAUAGUUAUCAUACGUGUAGGUAAAUGUAUGGUAUUUAAGAUCCUACUGUUUUGAAAUGAAAUACCCCUUUCUUACCACCAUCUGGAUGAAAUUAAUUUUCCAUCAUGUAUUAUGGAAUUGUUUUCAUAUUAAAUGAAGGGAGGCAUUUUGUCAUUCUCAUCUGACAGACUCCUUUCCUCAGCUGUAUCAGUUCAUUGGCAAAUUUGUCAUGUAAACCAUCAAAUCAUUUUUGGUGAGACUUAAUAUCAUUAGAAUCAAGGCUGACCCCAUUUCUUAUCUCA